CACAGUGUCAGUUUUGUAAUGGUUUUGCAUCAUGGAAAAUGGAAAAAGACUAACUUGGUAUUUAACAAGCAGAAAAAUGAGUGUUACGAGAAGCUUGCCUGGCCUCAGAACUGGCCAACAACUAAAAGGCAAAACAACCAAAAUCUGAAGACAAGUGGGUAUCUAUUCCUCGAACUACUACAUUUGAUGAAAAAGUUUUAAUCCUUCUAGUUAUAUUAAAUAAGAGUAUAUCAAGUAUUUAUCACUAAAUUGAAUUACUAUUUCUGUUCCCAUGAAGAUACAAGUGCCGAUGAUAACUUAUAGGAAAAGUGAUCC
Acanthoscelides obtectus is the source of this 315-nucleotide messenger RNA. Lineage: Eukaryota; Metazoa; Arthropoda; Insecta; Coleoptera; Chrysomelidae. The record is from the annotation of a GenBank genome assembly.